Messenger RNA from Capsicum annuum, 825 nucleotides. Its product is annotated as transcription factor PRE3. The record is from RefSeq and is a predicted model, not a curated record. The transcript has 2 exons. Bases 115 to 390 code for a protein of 91 amino acids. Gene Ontology annotation, molecular function: protein dimerization activity. NCBI's taxonomy places the organism in Eukaryota, Viridiplantae, Streptophyta, Magnoliopsida, Solanales, Solanaceae.
GCAGAUCUCUUCUUCUUCAACUUAUCACUUGGCUUAUCCUUAUCAUAGUAGAAAGAAGGAAGACAAGUGGAGAGGGAGUUCAUAUAUAGCAAAUAUAAUAAAGUUUUAUUAGUCAUGUCUAGCAGGAGAAGAUCAAAUAAUUCAAGAUUCACUCAAGAUGAGAUUAAUGAUCUUGUCUUGAAAUUGCAAUCUCUCUUGCCAAAUUCCUCUUCAAGGUGCACCUCCAGGGCAUCAUCAUCAUCAAAGAUACUGGAAGAGACGUGUAAUUACAUCAGAAAGCUGCACAGUGAAGUGGAUGAUCUCAGUGAGAAGCUCUCCCAAGUUCUGGAUUCUGCGGACACCAAUACUGUUGAUCUUGUAGACACUUUAUUAACUCUUCUUCAACAGUAAAGAUUAAAUAAAAAGAAACAGAAAAACCCCAUGGAUCUAGGCAUCUCUGAGUGGUUGUUAAGUCUUUUUAAUUAAUAUAGAUUAUUUUAUUUCUACUUAAUUCGUGCUAAACUAGGUUGCAUUCUACCUAGAGUUUUAUAUAAUAAUGUCUCAGUUACUAUAGUAUCUUAUUAUAUAUGUCUUGUAUAAUUAAUACGUAGAUAAUACAGUACAAGUACAUUAUGUUUUAUUGGUGUAUUUGGCUUGUGUCGGUAAUUCUAAUGUGAAAGCAUCUGAUAGUUUGGUCCCACUGAGGAACUUUGGAAAAAAAUUGGAUUUUAUGGUGAUGAUCCAAUGAUUGGACAUGAAGAGCCAAGGACCCAUGAUAAAGGGGAAAGGACUAGCCAAGGGUCAAGGUGUUACUCCAAGAGAGACACAUGAUUAGAAAUUAUAAAU